AUGUCCGACUACGACCUGCCGACAAACCUUGCACGUCCAAAGACUUCCGCGGUCCUGACUCUGCGGAUAAUCAAGUCCUUCGAGUUCCGGACAGAGAAGAAUCUUGUCCUGAAGGAUGUGAAUCUCGAGAAGGUGACGGUUGGUGAACUGAAGGAGAUGGCACGGCAAGCCAUUCAGACGCAGCCUGGAUGGAAGCCAUAUCGUACUGUUCACUAUGAUACGUUAAAGCUCUAUACAAAGGCACAUGGAGCCAAGACGAGUAAUCUGAUCAUAAAUCUCGACCAUGAUGACUGGAUAUUGGACGACGACUCGAAAACCCUUGCAGAGUGUGGGUUCGAGAAUGAAACCGAAGUCAGCUUCUUCAACAGAGAACUGUACGAACAGUUCAAGGCGCAUCCGGAGACCCGUUGGGAAGCCGAAAAGUGCUGA
Gloeophyllum trabeum ATCC 11539 is the source of this 429-nucleotide messenger RNA. RefSeq lists its product as uncharacterized. Lineage: Eukaryota; Fungi; Basidiomycota; Agaricomycetes; Gloeophyllales; Gloeophyllaceae. The coding region runs from base 1 to 429 and encodes 142 amino acids. The record is from RefSeq and is a predicted model, not a curated record. The transcript is spliced from 6 exons.